This is a messenger RNA of Eimeria tenella, 636 nucleotides long. RefSeq lists its product as uncharacterized. Bases 1 to 636 code for a protein of 211 amino acids. NCBI's taxonomy places the organism in Eukaryota, Apicomplexa, Conoidasida, Eucoccidiorida, Eimeriidae. The transcript has 2 exons. The record is from RefSeq and is a predicted model, not a curated record.
AUGAAAGACUUUGCGUAUUUCUUUUUGCCUUUUGGCGGGAUAUUGGCGGCUUUGCUGGUGUUUGUGCCCACGCGGCGCGUGCACCGCGCCUGCGUGUCUUUGUGCUGCCUCCACCUGCAGCUGGGGCCGCUGCACAUCGGAAUAGCAGCUUCUGUGUGUCUAUACUCUUCAAUUCGUCUUUUCUUGACAGCCAUGAAGCUGCGGGAGGUGUACGCAGCAGCAGCGCGGCCGGAAGCUGCUGCUGCUGCGCUCGCCGGGCUGCCCCCAGCAGCAGCAGCAGCAGCAGGCCUCAAGGGCGGCAGCAGCUACCAACUGCGACACGAAAGGAAUCUUUGGAUUGAACUCUUCUGUCUCGUUUUGUGGCUGUUUGUCUGGCGCUGCGGGAAGCUGCUGGGGCGCCAGUGGCAGCGCAUUGACGCCCUCAAGGCCGAGCUGCUGCUGCUGCAGCAGCAGCAGCAGCAGGACAGAAAUGAACGGCAAGCAGCAGCCAAACUCACAGGCCCAGAAACGGCAAAGCAGCGGGAAGAGGAAGCUGCUGCGAAGGCCUCCAGCCUAAAAGAGGACAAGGCCGGGGGCUCCAUAGAAAUGAUGCGGCUGCGGAAGACGGCAGGGAGCGCCGAGGCGAAGGAAGACUGA